UCUCUCAAAAUGACGGUGCGGGCGCUGCUGCUCCUCUCGCUCAUCCAGGGUUCUAGCCAAAAAAGUGAUGACGACUAUGAAGAUUACCCAACCAACAAAACCUGGGUUUUGUCUUCCAAAGUCCAUGAGAGUGAUGUGACACUCAUUUUAAAUGGCCUGCUGGAGGGAUAUGACAACAAGCUGAGGCCAGAUAUAGGAGUGCAACCAACUGUUAUUCGCACUGAUAUGUAUGUCAAUAGCAUUGGCCCAGUGAAUGCUAUCAAUAUGGAAUAUACCAUAGACAUUUUUUUUGCCCAAACCUGGUAUGACAGGCGAUUAAGAUUCAACAGCACUAUAAAGGUCCUGAGGUUGAACAGCAAUAUGGUUGGGAAGAUCUGGAUACCUGAUACAUUUUUCCGAAAUUCCAAAAAAGCUGAUGCUCACUGGAUAACAACACCCAAUCGGAUGCUAAGGAUCUGGAACGAUGGCAGAGUGCUAUAUACAUUAAGAUUGACAAUAGAUGCUGAAUGUCAGCUUCAGCUACACAAUUUCCCCAUGGAUGAACAUUCUUGUCCACUGGAAUUUUCAAGCUAUGGCUAUCCAAAGGAAGAAAUUGUUUACCAAUGGAAGCGCAGUUCUGUAGAAGUGGGAGACACAAGAUCCUGGAGAUUGUAUCAGUUUUCAUUUGUGGGGCUCAGAAAUGCAACUAAUGUGGUGGGAACGACUUCAGGAGAUUACGUGGUCAUGGCAGUCUACUUCCAGCUGAGCAGAAGGAUGGGCUACUUCACUAUACAGACUUAUAUCCCCUGCACACUCAUUGUAGUGCUGUCCUGGGUCUCAUUCUGGAUCAAUAAGGAUGCUGUUCCAGCUAGGACAUCUUUGGGUAUUACAACUGUCUUGACAAUGACCACUCUCAGUACGAUCGCUCGCAAGUCUCUUCCCAAGGUGUCUUAUGUGACUGCAAUGGAUCUCUUUGUCUCUGUUUGCUUCAUUUUUGUUUUUUCGGCCCUGGUGGAGUAUGGGACUCUUCAUUACUUUGUCAGUAACAGAAAGCCAAGCAAGGAUAAAGACAAAAAGAAGAAAAAUCCUCUUCUUCGGAUGUUUUCAUUCAAGGCGCCUACAAUUGAUAUCCGCCCAAGGUCUGCUACUAUUCAAAUGAACAAUGCCACACACCUCCAAGAAAGGGAUGAAGAAUAUGGAUAUGAAUGUCUUGAUGGCAAGGACUGCGCAAGUUUUUUCUGUUGCUUCGAGGAUUGCCGAACAGGAGCAUGGCGGCAUGGAAGAAUACAUAUCCGUGUUGCCAAAAUGGACUCAUAUGCUCGCAUAUUCUUUCCGACUGCCUUUUGUUUGUUUAAUUUGGUCUACUGGGUAUCAUAUCUUUACCUUUAAGCAAGCAGACAGGAAACAGGUGAUAUUGGCCUUAUUUUUUUGGAAUUUAUUAGAAAGAUGGUUUCCUGUAUAUGUCUGCUUAAACUCCAUGAUCUAGUGACUGGAGUGCCCAUGAGGGAACUCCAACACGCACAUGGAGUUCCUGAAAGCAAGAGCCCUCCCGUUUUAUUCAGUGUUAGGGAAUGCUCUGCAUAGGUGUCUUUAUGCACACAGAACAUUCCUUCAGAUGUGCGGGGAGUGGGUCAACCCUUGCUCCCCUAGGCUUCCCUGAACAUCAGAGCUUCAUGGAAUUUUGGUCUUUACAAACACCACAACAGUACGACUUCUUUAGUGCCAUAACACAGUAAAUAUCAACCAUCAUAUCAUUUGUACAAGACCACUGUAAAAUUAUUGUGAUUUGAAUGUUAUCAUUCUAUAUUUAAAGAAGAGGAAAGAAAUUCAGUAUCAUGUAGAAAAUUACUAAUGACAAGGAGAGGACCCACAAACUAUCCUUAAGGUUUGGGUAUUAUCUUUACAACUGUGAAUGAUGGCUGCUCAAAUACUACAUAGUUGGUUAGUAUUAAUAAAUAUGUGAUAUCUUUGUCCUCUAUGGACUUUUCUUUUUGGAAGAGUCAUUCUCCCUUAAGAGCAAUGUAGCUAGCCCAG
Molecule: messenger RNA, 2013 nt
Organism: Heteronotia binoei (common prickly gecko)
Lineage: Eukaryota; Metazoa; Chordata; Lepidosauria; Squamata; Gekkonidae
Gene: GABRG2
Product: gamma-aminobutyric acid type A receptor subunit gamma2
Exons: 10
Coding region: 10-1368 (452 amino acids)
Biological process (GO): signal transduction; nervous system process; monoatomic ion transmembrane transport
Cellular component (GO): neuron projection; synapse; dendrite membrane
Molecular function (GO): inhibitory extracellular ligand-gated monoatomic ion channel activity; GABA-A receptor activity; GABA-gated chloride ion channel activity
Source: RefSeq, a predicted model, not a curated record